This is a messenger RNA of Aphanomyces invadans, 1017 nucleotides long. RefSeq lists its product as hypothetical. The record is from RefSeq and is a predicted model, not a curated record. Gene Ontology annotation, molecular function: nucleic acid binding. The transcript is spliced from 2 exons. NCBI's taxonomy places the organism in Eukaryota, Oomycota, Saprolegniomycetes, Saprolegniales, Verrucalvaceae. Bases 1 to 1017 code for a protein of 338 amino acids.
AUGCGAGACAUGGCUCAAGCCACUGGCAUAUCAAUCAGUACCCUUUGCUGGGCUCUCAAGACGGGUAUCAUGAAGCGCCGCUCGUCCCGACUCAAACUUCUGCUCACCGACGCCAACAAACGCGAGCGCCUUGCCUUCUGUGGAGCACAGGUGACCUCACCAAUGACGCCAUCGACGAGUACCUUACUGCUAAUGAUUCCAAAAGCUCUAAUGUGUGCCGCCAGUGCCGGCACUCUUCGAGAAGUCGCGUUUUGCGGUAUGUGGGACGUCGUACAUCUUGACGAAAAAUGGUUCAACGCCGACAAACACUGUCGCAAGGAGUACCUUGUUGACGAUGAGACUCCUGGUACUCGGUCGUGCAAGUCCAAGCGGUUCUUGCCCAAAGUCAUGUUUUUGCGCGCUGUUGCCCGACCGCGCCAGAGCCUUGGCUUUGAUCGCAAGAUUGAGCUCUGGCCUUUCGUCAACCAAACCCCUGCUUUGCGAGCGUGUAGAAACCGUCCUGCUGGUACUAUGGUGUCGAAAACCACUAAUGUUGAAGCGGAAACGUUCCGUGAUUACGUUCUGAACAAGGUCGUCCCCGCAAUCAAGGCUAAGUUUCCAAGCAUCAGCAAGUGUGUCUCUCUUCAACAUGACAACGCGACACCGCACAGCUCAAUCGACGACAAAGCUCUUGCCAAACAACCGCCCAACAGCCCCGACUUAAACGUGCUCGACCUUGGUUUCUUCGCCCCCAUCCAGACCUUACAGUACAAGAUGUUUAGUCGCUCUGUGGAUGAUGUUAUUGCGUCGACAAUGGUGGCAUUUGACACUCUCGAGGCAGAUACCUUGGAGAAUGUGUUUCUUACCCUACAAGCUGUUAUGCGCUUGGCUUUAGAACAAAGUGGUGGUAACCUGUUCAAGCUCCCUCAUCUGAAUAAGGCUGCCAUGCGUCAUGCUGGAAACCUCGUGGUGAAUUUGACCUGCCCAGUGUCACUCCUCUUCGAGGCCAACGGCCUCCUUCAAACAAUGAGUCCAUGA